This is a messenger RNA of Nymphaea colorata (pocket water lily), 1359 nucleotides long. RefSeq names its product binding partner of ACD11 1-like. The transcript has 5 exons. The record is from RefSeq and is a predicted model, not a curated record. Lineage: Eukaryota; Viridiplantae; Streptophyta; Magnoliopsida; Nymphaeales; Nymphaeaceae. Gene Ontology annotation, molecular function: RNA binding. The coding region runs from base 386 to 1141 and encodes 251 amino acids.
AAUGAAACACAGUCAUUACCUGCCAUCGAAUUCUUAUCGGUAAGGUUUUGGUAAAGGAAAGUUAUUUCAGGAUAGUAACGAUAUUCUGCUUUCACGUAGAUAUUCCUUGCAAAAUUAACCGAUGUUCGCAUCUGCUUAUACGUACAAAACUUCCAAUACCACAUUGAAAUUUACCGAAAAUGUCUGCACAGUACAUCUUAGUAGUUCUUGCUCCAACCUAAUUCAUUAAACUAGUCAAUCGUCACUUGCGCGCAAGUUUUAUCAGUGGACGCGUUCGGGCAAUCUAUCUACGAAGGGAAACGCUUUCUCUCUGAGUGGGGAGUCUUCAAGAGUUAUAUCUGCUGAACUGAGGCUUGUACCAAUAAUUCCCUGUCGCUACAGCAGGAUGAGUUCACAUAUUUUUGCAGUAGAAGUCACUAAUCUGUCCCCUGAAGCGACAGAAAAGGAUCUUUAUGAUUUCUUCGCUUUGUGUGGUAAAAUUGAACAUGUUGAGAUCAUCAGGCAUGGAGAGCUUGCAACUACCGGUUAUGUCACCUUUGAAGACUUUCAUGCCAUGGAGAUGGCAGUCCUGCUAAGUGGUGCUACAAUCCUAGAUCAGAAAGUGUGCAUUGCCCGUUGGGGUGAUUAUGAUGACUCUUAUAGUCUGUGGGGUGGCUAUUCGUGGAGUCAUGAUGGAGACACAAUUUCGAAGGCCACACAAGAGAGCCACUUCGUGGCCACUCCAACGGAAGCUGUAACAAUGGCACAAGAAGUAGUUAAAACCAUGUUAGCCAAAGGAUACAUCCUAGGCAAGGAUGCAUUGGCCAAGGCGAGAGAGUUUGAUGAAUCCCAUAAAGUGUCUGCCGCAGCUGCUGCGAAGGUUUGUGAAUUGAGCAAGAGAAUUGGGCUCACUGACCGGAUCAAUGCAGGAGUUGAUACGCUCAAAUCAGUGGACGAGAGGUACAAUGUCUCUGGAAUUACUAGCACAGCAUUGGCAGUUACAGGCAGGGGUGUGGCAGCUACAGGAAGGGGUGUGGCAGCUGCAACCAACGCCGUUGUUAAGAGCAGCUACUUCUCUGCUAGUGCUCUUUGGGUGUCUGAUGCUCUUGCCCGUGCUUCUAAGGCUGCAGCUGAACUGGGAAGUCAUUCCAGUAAGAAGUGAACUAUUGAAACUUUUUAUGCUCGACUGUACUGUGAGAAUUGGCAAUACAAGCUGGCCUUCUUUCUGCUUGGUUAAGCAAGGACAGUUCCUUUCUGUAAUGUAACUAAUGAUAAUAGUAAUGAGGCUUCCAAAAUUUAACUAGUUCUUAUGUCUGUUUUUCUUUUCCUUUUCGGAUACCAAUUGAUAAUAUGAAUCAUCUUCCCGGAUCUUUAGCUGCA